CUUAAAGCUGCUGGGGCUGCUAAGGGAGAUCGUGCAGGUUGCUGUGGUCGGGCGGAGUUGGACGGGAUCCCCCCCCUCCCCUUUUUCUUCUUCCUCCUCCUCCUCUUUGCACAUCUGAGGGCGGCAGCGGGGCCGGCUCCCCCCUCCCGGAGGUCGCCUUUGUUUUCCCCGUGUCGCUCUCCCGAGCAGCCGGGGGGGCGGGAGGGGGCCGGGCUGGGCUGGACCGGUCCGGCCGCCCCUUCUCCCCGCCCCGCCGGAGCCCGCGGAGUUGGUGCGGGGUUCCCCCGGGCGGCACUUUGCCCCCCGCCCCGGGGCUGAGCAGCCGCCGCCCCCCGGGACCCCCAUGGCACCGCCGCGAUGUUCGUGUCCCGGGUCCUGGAUUUCCAGAAGACGCGCUACGCCAGCCAGUGUUGGAUAUCAGCCUGACGUGAUUCCUUGGCACAGCUCGCUAUGGCCAGCUUCAUGAGGUAGCAGCCAACACGAUGCAUGGGAAAUUCAAGCCACUGCCCAGCGCAGCAGGUUCAUGAAUCACCGUGUCCCAUCCAACUGCAGGUACCAGCCGACGGAGUACGAGCACGCAGCAAACUGUGCCACCCAUGCAUUCUGGAUCCUGCCCAGCAUCCUCGGCAGCUCCAUCCUCUAUAUCCUCUCCGAUGACCAGUGGGAAACCAUCUCAGCCUGGAUCUAUGGCUUUGGCUUGUCCAGCCUUUUCAUCGUCUCCACCAUCUUCCACACCAUCUCCUGGAAGAAGAGGCAUCUCAGAACUGUGGAGCACUGCUUGCACAUGUUCGACAGGAUGGUGAUCUACUUCUUCAUUGCGGCAUCAUACGCUCCCUGGCUGAACCUGCGGGAGUUGGGUCCCUGGGCCUCCCACAUGCGGUGGAUCAUCUGGAUCAUGGCGUCUAUCGGGACCGUCUACGUUUUCUUCUUCCAUGAGCGGUACAAGCUGGUGGAGCUGGUGUGCUACGUUAUCAUGGGCUUCUUCCCCGCCUUGGUCAUUCUCUCCAUGCCCAACAGGGACGGCCUCCCGGAGCUGGUGGCCGGUGGACUCUCCUACUGCCUGGGCAUGGUCUUCUUCAAAAGCGACGGCCGCAUCCCCUUUGCCCAUGCCAUCUGGCACCUCUUUGUGGCCAUUGGAGCUGGCAUCCACUACUAUGCCAUUUGGAGGUACCUCUACCGGCCUGGCACGCUGGAGGCUAAAACAUCCCGGUAGACACCCUAAAGACAUUGUUUGCACCAACUGGCACAUGGGGGCAUGGAGGGGAGCAGGGAGGCAGCCUGCACCGUGGGCUCGCCCCAAACCACCCACUCGCCCCAUGGACAGCAGCCGCCAGUGCCCUUUCCGCAGGGACAGGAGAGCCUGGAGGCUGAUUUUAAACAGAUUUUUCUUUUUUAACCUUGGGAACUGUUUAUUUUUUUAGGCAAAGGUUUUGUAACACGGUGACCGACCAAUGGGUUGUGGGUGAUAGGGGAGCAACUGCUCGCUGGGGAGCUUGGGGGGGCUUUGCUCACCCUCCCAACCCCAAGCAUCUUGCGGGAGCAGGGGCCCUGGCCCUGCACACCCCUGGCUAGUGACACCCUGGGUUUGGCUACCAGAACUCUUAGCAUGGGCCACCCAAGGGGGCUGUAGGUGUUGGGGCAGGGGGAGAGACUCGUCCCGUUUCCCCUGGGAUACCUGGGCAUGCGGCUGCCCCAGCUGGGAGGGGGGGCACGCUGGCACCCGCCCACCAUCCGAACUUGGCUCCUAAAUGGCCCUAAGUCAUGUCAGCAUUAACCACCCCCUCCCACGUUGUUGAUGGGAAGGUCCAGAGUCAACAAAGCCUUACAUGGGGUUGCAACUUGAAUCUCCUCCGGGGCUCUGGAAAACCCUUUCUCUAAGCCAAUAUGAAGUGCACAACUCCAUGUCUCCCCUAGACAAGCCCUCGGAGCCCCCACGGCUAUUUUCUCCUUGAGGCGCUUUGUUUUCCUCUGGUCCUGGUGAUGGCGGCAGCCCCGAAUCAUGGCCCCGCUCCCGGGCUCUGCCGUGCAUGUGCCUUUGCCUGGCGGAGAGCAGAGCGGGGAUCCGGGUCCCGGCAUCCACCUGGCUGGGGCCAGCCCAUCCGCGUCAGGGGAUUUUCUUUCUCCUUGAGGGAGGGAAGUGAACCUCCUUGGACUGGGAUGACCGGGCUGCCUGUCUUCUCUGCUCCCAUUUUGAUGAUGAGCCUCUUGCUCAGUAUCAGAUUUAAAUCCACUUUUGGGAGGAUUUCCAACAUUCCCGGGAAUGCCACAGGGAAGGGACACAUCCGUGUGAUGCUCAGAGGUGAGCUGUGAUGGGGAGGUCCUAGCUGGUUUUUAAAUCCCUAACCAUGGCUACGCGGUGCUCUCCAAGGGAGGAUAACGGGACAUGGAGUGCCUGCCCAGGCAUCAGGAGCAGCCCCGAUGCUGCUGGAAUGGGAAACCCACACCCGGUCCCACUCCCCAAACACACCAGUAUUGCUCCUGGAGCUGGGAGGGUCUGGUGCAUGCCGGGCUCUGGUGUAUGCCGGGGUCUGUGCCGGGAGCCAGCCGGCAGAGCAGCGCUGCUCUCAGCCCUGCCUGGACCUUCCCCAGGAGACCCUGAGGACAUCGAUUUCCCAUCAUCUCUUUGGCCUCUUGAUUAAUUGCAACUGCAGCAGUCUCAGUGCAACGUGGCAAGCAAAAGAGAUUUAUGGCCACCAUCCCACAUCUCCUGUUUCUCCGGCAGUGUGCCAAGGAGCCGAGCUCCUGGCUCUGACCCACCUCCCGCAGAGCUUAGGGUCCCCCCCCAGCCUGCGGUACCCCAGGACCAGCUCUCCAGGGCCGUGCCAUUUGCAGCAAAUUACCAAAGAGAAGCAGCCAGAUACUCUUCCCCUCCUGACAUGGUGGCUGUGGUCACCAGGUUGGCAAAAAAACCCAGUGGGUUUUUACUUCCGUAGGCAGAGGCUUCCUACGAGGAUCCUCGGGUGCUGUGCCUGGCACCCUAGCCUGGCAUGGGGCUGCUAGGGGGUCUCUGCCCAGGGUACCCCAAAGCAGCCUUUAGGCUGGGACACCUCUUGGGGUGGUCUUAGGGACAGGGGCUGAAUGACCCAAUGUAAGCCCGGUCUCUGCUGCUGCCUCUCCCAGGCUCCCAGGACGCAGCCCUUCUCUGUCACUUACCGCAGAUGGAGGGGUGGAGAAGGACAAUCUGUGAGUAACCAGCAGUUGGUGGAGCAUGUCUGGGGUUGGAAUAGCGGGAUAUGGGGUCCCAAAGCAGGAGGUGCCAUUUUUCCUGUCUGGCAAGUCAUUACCCGACUCUGUGCCUCAGUUUCCCCAUCUUUAAAAUGGGGGUGAAGACACCGACCUACCUUACAGGGCUCGUGUGAGGACCCUGUGAAGCACUUGGAGGACAAACAGUGCUUUGCAAAUAUGCACUUCAAUUUUCACCGAGUCUGGGGCACUGGAUCCCCAGAGCCCCCGUGGGGCACGGUGGCAACUGCGGCUCAGCGUGCCCAGAUCUCCUCCCCUUCCAUCACUAAAUCCCAUGGGGGAACCACCCUGGGGACAGACCAUGCACACAGCAUUCCCAGCCGCUGGGCAAACAUCCCCUGGCAGGGGCUGAGGAUGCCCAGGGACCACCAUUGUGUUUUGUCCGCAGGCUUCAUCCCAAGGGAUUUAUCUCAGAAGCCAUUUCGCCACUGGGGGCUUCGGGCCCUAAAUCCAUCCCGGGGGGGCCCGAGGCACAGGGAGGUGCUAGAAGGACCUUUCUGAGGCCACUUCAUCUUAGUCUCCUGCUGAAAAAAACAGGGCAGGGCAGAUGCCUGGGUGGGAAUGGGUGGCCAGGCUCUGCUGGGGACAUUGCCACCCUGCCUUGAGCCCAGAUUUGCUGAGAGGGCUUCUCUGUAAUUGAGAAGUCCCCCCUCUUCUCUUGUUCCCUAAGUCCUUCCCUUGCAAAGCAGGGUAGGAGACACAGAGCAGGUUAUCAGAUUGUCCUCCUAUUUUAUACUAAUUUUAAACAACAUGUAACAUUCAGGAUGUCUGUGGAGGAGGGUUUGAGGGAUCUUUUUAGUAUUUCGUAUUUUUCACCAUCCAUUCUUGUUCAAUCAGUAUUUUAUAUUUAACACAGUAUUGGGUGAAAUUAAAAACAAAUGUAAGGAAGAUAAUGCUAGCGAAUAUUGUUUCCUGUGGAAUAGGAUUGAAAUAAAAACUCAA
This is a messenger RNA of Grus americana (Whooping crane), 4185 nucleotides long. It is a transcript of the gene MMD2, whose product is annotated as monocyte to macrophage differentiation associated 2. Gene Ontology annotation, cellular component: membrane. Gene Ontology annotation, molecular function: pore-forming activity. The record is from RefSeq and is a predicted model, not a curated record. The coding region runs from base 524 to 1213 and encodes 229 amino acids. Lineage: Eukaryota; Metazoa; Chordata; Aves; Gruiformes; Gruidae. The transcript is spliced from 8 exons.